UUUGCAGCGUGCUCCAUGCAUCCGGAGCCCGCCCCGCCUCCGAGCAGCAACAGCCCUGAGCUUCCCCUCAGCGGCGGCAGCACCACCAGCGGCAGCCGCCGGAGCCGCCGCCACAGCGGGGACGGGGAGCCCCCGGGGUCGCCGCCGCCGCCGCCGCCGCCGCCCGCGGUCACCUACCCGGACUGGAUCGGCCAGAGUUACUCCGAGGUGAUGAGCCUCAACGAGCACUCGAUGCAAGCGCUGUCUUGGCGCAAGCUCUACUUGAGCCGCGCCAAGCUCAAAGCCUCCAGCCGGACCUCAGCUCUGCUCUCCGGCUUCGCCAUGGUGGCCAUGGUGGAGGUGCAGCUGGACACUGACCACGACUACCCUCCGGGGCUGCUGAUUGCCUUCAGUGCCUGCACCACGGUGCUUGUGGCCGUGCAUCUGUUUGCGCUGAUGAUCAGCACCUGCAUCCUGCCCAACAUCGAGGCGGUGAGCAAUGUGCACAACCUCAACUCGGUCAAGGAGUCACCCCACGAGCGCAUGCACCGCCACAUCGAGCUGGCCUGGGCCUUCUCCACUGUCAUCGGUACACUGCUCUUCCUGGCAGAGGUUGUGCUGCUCUGCUGGGUCAAGUUCUUGCCCCUCAAGAAGCAGCCGGGCCAGCCACGGCCCACCAGCAAGCCCCCGCCCAGCAGCGAGGCCACCAACGUCAGCAGCAGCAGCCCUGGUGGCAUCACCCCGGGCCAGGCUGCGGCCAUCGCCUCCACCACCAUCAUGGUCCCCUUUGGCCUGAUCUUUAUCGUCUUCGCCGUCCACUUCUACCGCUCACUAGUCAGCCACAAGACGGACCGACAGUUCCAGGAGCUCAACGAGUUGGCUGAGUUCGCCCGCCUGCAGGACCAGCUGGACCACAGAGGGGACCACCCCCUGACCCCCGGCAGCCACUAUGCCUAAGCCCUCCCGGGCUGGGCACUUCAGAGCUUUGGCCUUAACGCCCUUCCGCAUGACCUUGUCCUGCCCUAGCCUCAAGGACAACCUGUGCAGGGGACU
Molecule: messenger RNA, 1032 nt
Organism: Sus scrofa (pig)
Lineage: Eukaryota; Metazoa; Chordata; Mammalia; Artiodactyla; Suidae
Gene: ORAI1
Product: ORAI calcium release-activated calcium modulator 1
Biological process (GO): store-operated calcium entry
Cellular component (GO): membrane
Molecular function (GO): store-operated calcium channel activity
Source: RefSeq, marked provisional